This is a messenger RNA of Akanthomyces muscarius, 462 nucleotides long. RefSeq lists its product as uncharacterized. The transcript has 4 exons. Lineage: Eukaryota; Fungi; Ascomycota; Sordariomycetes; Hypocreales; Cordycipitaceae. Bases 1 to 462 code for a protein of 153 amino acids. The record is from RefSeq and is a predicted model, not a curated record.
AUGAGCAUUGACGUGCAGCUGCACAGUACUGCUGAGCGAUUGUGCGAAAAGACGGCCCUAAUCUUCCCUUGGUUCGCUGCGCAGACGGCCUGGAGCGAUACGAAGGCGCAAAGCAGGUUAGCAUGUCCGCGUGACCGUGUUUGCCUUGGUUGGCGGAGCCUCUCCUUAUUUGAUGACUCCCUUUCUGCGGACACACCGACCGCUGCCUGCCUGCCAAUCAACGGGCACGUCCUGUCGCCGGGGCAGUUUUGCGCAGGACGAGCAGAGGCACGGCAGUGGCGACCUUGCAACGGGCUGCAAACAGGUGACAAGGCUGGUGGAGAGAAGAGACAUGCAUCACACAUAUUCGCAUCGGCCCUUGCCUUGCGGGCUCGCGGGCUUGGAGGCGGCCCCUCACGUCGAGAGCACCGGGGCCCAGUGUCUCUGCUGUCGCAUCUGCGAAUCUGGCUUACACCGACUUGA